GAUAUCACAUAUUUCUUUUACUUGACAGGCUUGCUUUUUGUAGGUUUUGUGAAUUAUUGUCAUAGUUUCUUGAAAACUUGUUCGGUCCCACUAAAUCACUCGCCAAGGAAUUUCAAUUUUGUUACAGAAUGGCCCUGAGCAUAUGAAAAUUACACCACUGAUGUAUUUUUCUACGCUUAUUCAACGCUGAAUCGGGUUCGAAGCUCUUUGAAGAAUUGAAUUUGUCGAGAUGGCGGACGGAGGUCGAAUCAGGAGAAAAAACAAGAAUGAAAAACGGGAAGGAUACUUGUUGGAGUUUAUAAAGAGCACGUGGUAUACAUUUGCUCUGGGUUUGUUCUUAAUUGCUGGAGCGAUAGUUUUCAUGGGGAUUGAAGGGAACCACGAAGAGUUUGUGGCUUACAGACUUUUGGAGGAACAACAUGAAUUCAACACAACCCUUCGUGAGUGGUUCCUAAGUGAUAAAGCCGGCGCAGUAAAGCUACGAGACGAUCUCGGUUUAAAAGAAACAAUGGAUGUAAAGUUGUUUAACGAGAUAUUUGAUGGACAAUACAAUAAGAACUUCACUAACAUCCGGAAAUUUAUGCAAAGAAAUUGUUCGCAAGCAAAAAACAUUCUUACCUCGUGGAAUAAGAAAAAUUCGGGAGACGCGUUCAAGUACGCUAUCAGCAUUAUGUCUACUGUUGGAUAUGGAGUGUUCUACCCUCCUGAUGUAACGCUUAGAAUUAUAACUAUUCUUUAUUUAAUGUUUGGAAUUCCUCUUUUCGGUGCACUGAUAAACCAAAUCGUCUGUUUUCUCGACUGGUUUGAAAAGAAGAUGGUAACAAAACAAUGGGUGAAGAAAUACCUUGGCGACGAAACUAUCUUUCAUACACUCCAACUUGUAUUCGUCAUCAUAGUUGUCUUGCUAUAUGCUGUGAUUUGUGAUCAGAUAGUUGAAGCGGAGAGGGAAAGUAAAUUAAAAGACCUCUUAAUCGAAGCAGGAAUAUUUGAUGAGUGGCACUUUUUCAAUGCUCUCUACUUCGCAGUGCAAACAGUCACUACAAUAGGCUUCGGAGACAUAUACAUCUACAGUCCAAAACAUGCCCUGCUCCACAUAGGUCCUGUUGCUAUGGUAAUAAUGGAUGCCUUAAUCAUAGCACUAUUUUCUAGAGUCUUUAACAGAUUCCAGGCAAAUGUGGAAAAGUCGGCUACCAAGAAGACAGUAAGAGCCAGAAACAGUAUUGCGUCAAUUAAUUUGGGAGUUAUGAGAAUUAAUCGGCAGCCGAUUGAAGAGUUGGAUGAAAUUUCCGAGGAGAUUGAUGAAAUAGUUUGCGAAAGUGACAACUGACAGUUACAAAUAUCAGUGUAAAAUUUUGAAUAAAUUUGUGUAAUAGCAUUGUUUUUUAAAGGUCGUACUUUGGUUUCAGCACAUGGAAAUUUCUAGAUAAUGAGUCAGCUAAAUGCUAAAGAACUUUUAACUUGUGUUGAUGAAAUUGAAGUCUUAAAGUAUUCUUAUUUUUUUGUAAACAUUUUUAUUAUAAUUCUUCUGUGCCAUACCAAUCAAUUAAAGUAAUAGUAUUAUUGAUAGCAUCUAUUAUCAUUCAUAUAUCAGCGUGAAUAUUUU
Molecule: messenger RNA, 1603 nt
Organism: Bolinopsis microptera
Lineage: Eukaryota; Metazoa; Ctenophora; Tentaculata; Lobata; Bolinopsidae
Product: potassium channel subfamily K member 4-like
Exons: 5
Coding region: 230-1327 (365 amino acids)
Biological process (GO): potassium ion transmembrane transport; stabilization of membrane potential
Cellular component (GO): plasma membrane
Molecular function (GO): outward rectifier potassium channel activity; potassium ion leak channel activity
Source: RefSeq, a predicted model, not a curated record